Molecule: messenger RNA, 436 nt
Organism: Phoenix dactylifera (date palm)
Lineage: Eukaryota; Viridiplantae; Streptophyta; Magnoliopsida; Arecales; Arecaceae
Source: RefSeq, a predicted model, not a curated record
UGACAUGGAAGAGAAAGCUGCAAGAGCCUAUGACUUGGCUGCCCUCAAAUACUGGGGACCUUCCACACAUAUCAACUUCCCGUUGGAAGAUUAUCAACAAGAACUCGAGGAAAUGAAGAACAUGAGUCGACAAGAAUAUGUUGCUCAUUUGAGAAGAAAAAGUAGUGGGUUCUCACGAGGAGCUUCUAUGUACCGAGGCGUGACGAGGCACCACCAGCAUGGAAGAUGGCAAGCUCGAAUUGGGAGGGUUUCAGGAAACAAAGAUCUUUAUCUUGGAACCUUCAGUAAGUUUUUGAGGUUAGAAGUCCAACCGCUAUGCUGCACCCAAUCUAAGAUGCUGAAAUUUCAGAGGUCCUGUCGAAGAAUGUGGUUACUGGCAAUGACUCUGGUUUUGUGCAUCAGGCAUAGGUGGAUUGAUUUAAAGCUUGUAACGUAG